Molecule: messenger RNA, 451 nt
Organism: Danio rerio (zebrafish)
Lineage: Eukaryota; Metazoa; Chordata; Actinopteri; Cypriniformes; Danionidae
Source: RefSeq, a predicted model, not a curated record
AACAGUUGUUGCGAUGACUUCUGCAGAGCCAUGGACAGCUCCAGCAAUAUUCUAUCCAUUCGGCUCGGCUGUAGGAGACACUGAAUAUUCUGAAACUGGUUCUGAAAACCACGUUUCUGUUGCUCUUUCCACCCCAUUUACAUUCUUUGGCCACACAUACAACAGCUUAUACGUUAUUUAUAAUGGACUCCUGACAUUCACAAUGACAGCAACAUCAGGACCUACCUAUAGUCCCUUCAGAGGACAAGAAGAUUUCAUUGCUGCGCUCUGGAAUGACUUUGAUGAUUAUUACACUGGCUUGAUUUCAUAUCAGCAGUACACUAAUGGAAGUGUGCUCGACCGUGCCACUCAGGAUAUAAACCAAUACUUCUCUACAACAAACUUUAGUGCCUCCUGGGUCUUUGUUGCCACCUGGAGAUACAAUUUUCAGCCAAAUCCGUGUGAAUCAUGA